Colletotrichum truncatum is the source of this 252-nucleotide messenger RNA. The record is from RefSeq and is a predicted model, not a curated record. NCBI's taxonomy places the organism in Eukaryota, Fungi, Ascomycota, Sordariomycetes, Glomerellales, Glomerellaceae.
AUGACGACGUGCAUCUUCCCAUCUGGAAAAGCACGGGAGACGGGGCUUAUCGAAUCCGACUCGAUCCAUACCUCUUCUGUCGACACUAGCCCCGGGGAGGCAAUUGCAGACCCGCCUCCCGUCGCAGCGGCCCUAGGCCUGGCUCUGGGCCCGGACUGGAACCUGGAACCCGGGCUCGCGGUUUCUAGGACUCUGGCGACAGUUGGCAGAUCGACGUCCGCGGAUAGCCCAGCCUCAGUUGAGGCAAGAUAA